AUGAGCAACGAAUCGGCGAAUGAGGUGUCGAUGGAUGGCAGCCAUCAGCAGAUGAACGGCACGAAUGGCACCACUAAUGGCUCGGCGCUCAAGACCACGUCCACCGGCUAUGACACCAUCGACUCGGCCAUCGCCCUCAAGAACCACUGCAACCAUAGCCAACACCCGAUCACUAACCACACCAACCAUUUGGUGAGCCCUAACGCCAACCCCUCGAUCGCCACAGUCUUCGGCGACACGAAUGGCAUUCAUUUGGAUGCGACGGACGAACCCAUGGCUUCCGAUUGCGACGAAAGCAAUGAUAAUCACAUUUACGACAACAACAGGUCAUCGGUGGUCAUGACUAACGGCGAUAUCAAUGAUAACGACGACAUCACCACUGAUGGAGAUCUGGUGAUCGACGAGAAUGUGGUGAACGACCAGUUGUUGCCAUCACACGAUGACGUGAGCCUCUGGAUGAAUGAGUCCAACGGACAGCCAUUUGGUCCCAAGACAUGGGAUGAGACCGUAGACCAAGACGGGGAUAUGAUUACCAGUAAUGACACCACUGUUGAUGUGUCUGACAAUAAGGACAUUAGGACUAACUAUUCUGAG
This is a messenger RNA of Oppiella nova, 594 nucleotides long. The record is from the annotation of a GenBank genome assembly. NCBI's taxonomy places the organism in Eukaryota, Metazoa, Arthropoda, Arachnida, Sarcoptiformes, Oppiidae.